Patella vulgata (common limpet) is the source of this 1457-nucleotide messenger RNA. Its product is annotated as neuronal acetylcholine receptor subunit alpha-6-like. The record is from RefSeq and is a predicted model, not a curated record. Gene Ontology annotation, biological process: nervous system process; chemical synaptic transmission; signal transduction. Gene Ontology annotation, cellular component: postsynaptic membrane; synapse; neuron projection. The transcript has a single exon. Bases 1 to 1170 code for a protein of 389 amino acids. Lineage: Eukaryota; Metazoa; Mollusca; Gastropoda; Patellidae. Gene Ontology annotation, molecular function: acetylcholine-gated monoatomic cation-selective channel activity; transmembrane signaling receptor activity.
AUGGUGCAUUGUGGUUUGACGUUUCUGCUCCUCUUUUGUUGGGGCCAGACUGCUCAUUCAAAGACAUCAGACAAUUUAAGGACUCUACAAAAGAUCCUCUUCUCAAACUACAGUGCGGCCAUUAGGCCACAAUACAACCAAAGUGAACCUACUAUCGUUGGAUUAAAGUUGUUUGUCUCUGAUCUGAUUGAAGUGAAUGAAGUUCAACAAUUUAUUACCUUGUCUUGUUUCUUUAAUAUAUCAUGGACUGAUGAAUUCUUACAGUGGAAACCAGAACAUUAUGGGGGGAUACAAAAGAUGCAAGUCGAGUCUACUAAUAUUUGGAAACCGUAUUUGGAUCUAUAUAGUUCUCUUGACGACACGGACGUGUUUGGUGACGAGCGUUACAGAAUAUUUGUUUUUCAUGACGGCCGAAUCAGCUGGCACCCAACUAAAACAUUGAGAGUAGCUUGUUUAAUGAACGUUGAACGAUUCCCAUUUGAUGUUCAGGAGUGCAAUCUGACCUUUUCACCAUUGCAAUACACAUUUGAAGAAGUUCAACUCGAAGCCCGUGAUUUUUUAUCAAUUUUUUCUGUUUUUAAACGCCAUGGUGAAUGGGAGGCAGUGAACAGUUCUGUCAACGUCUUCAGUCACACCUUUGACGGAAAUAAACUAUCCAUUUUGAGGACAAGUUUGAGAUAUAAAAGACAACAUAUGUUUUUUGUUCUGAAUUUCAUGGUUCCUAUAAUCAUGUUGUCUAUACUGAAUUUAUUGACAUUUUGGCUACCUAAUGAUUCUGGUGAGAAAACCUCAUUCUCAAUAACCGUCCUGCUGGCGCUGACAGUGUUUCUCACGACUGUCAGCAGUAACCUUCCGCGGACAUCGUCUAAUACGAUAUACAUCACAACAUAUAUCACGUGUCUAUUACUUCUUAGUGGGUUGACUGUGCUCGCAACCAUUAGCAUGCUGCACUUUCACCACAGAAAUAAGGACAUGUCAGAAAGGAAUGAAGAUCGUGUAGUUGAUCUUAAUGCCAAGCGAAUCACUGGAUGCCAACGACCAAAAGCGGCCUGGAGGUCAAAAUGUGGAAACAACGGUUUAAAAAUUGAUGUUUUGAUGUUUUUGAUAUUUUUCUUGGGGUGGUGCACGGCAACCUUUUGGUUCUUUGCCUAUGUUCGUGUCCCUACAUAACAUAUUUAUAAGAAUUAAAAGAUAGACACUUAUUUAUGACAAUCUUUUCCCCAACACUGAUUUCUUAUUUUACAUAACUAAAUCGUAGCAUUCUCUGUCAGCUGUAUGUCGAGUGUAAUGCGUUCGUCGCGCAAUAUUUAUAUAUAAACAUCAAUUGACCGAUACACUUUCUCUGUGAUUGUCAUUGACAGCCGGAUUAAGGAUAGUGCUGUUAAAUCCAUCUCUCGACUAGUGGCCAUAUACAUUGAAUGUAAAUAAUGUGACAAGAUAUCUAUUAUCAAACUCAA